Messenger RNA from Chroicocephalus ridibundus (black-headed gull), 455 nucleotides. It is a transcript of the gene C2H8orf88, whose product is annotated as chromosome 2 C8orf88 homolog. The record is from RefSeq and is a predicted model, not a curated record. Lineage: Eukaryota; Metazoa; Chordata; Aves; Charadriiformes; Laridae. Gene Ontology annotation, biological process: negative regulation of translational initiation. The transcript is spliced from 5 exons. Gene Ontology annotation, cellular component: cytoplasm. Bases 1 to 381 code for a protein of 126 amino acids. Gene Ontology annotation, molecular function: eukaryotic initiation factor 4E binding.
AUGUUAAAGGAAACUAAAAAGUUUAUUGGUAAAUCCCUUCAGCCAGCACGACCUGUGCAUCAUCUGCCUUCUAAACAAGGCAUUCCGUUAAACUUUCAGACUGAAUUACCUAGCAACACUGAAGUACAUUUGCAGACUAAGGUUGACUGGUCAUCUGAAAUGACUGAAGUGAAGAUUUUAACUCAAACCAUGAUGCCUUGUCAACCAAAACAACAUGAAUCAGAAGCAAAAAAAGAAAGGAUCAAAUACAGCAGAGAUUUUCUUCUGAAACUUUCAAGUGUUUCUCUGUCUCAGAGGAAGCCAGAGUUUCUUCCUGAUCAUCCAAUUGUACUUGAAAAGCCAGAAAAGAGCAACCCUUUUAUUGACAUAUGCAAGAAAUGACAGGUUGUUUGGAAAUGACAAAUCCAUCAAUGAAGGAGCUACCUAUGAUCUAGAUCUUUAUGAUUUUUGAAGGU